GAUCACCGAGACUGUGGCUGGGCAAGACACUGAAGAUGCAAGACACCCUGCUGCGAGUGUUUGUGGUGGCUGUGGGUCUCCUAACGUGUCCCAGGGAUGACCCUGUGGUUCAGAGACUGGAUGAUAUAACUCCAUCCAGGAUGCAAAAGCACCAACAGAGGCUGAUGGGAGGUGGUAACAAACUAGACAACCUGAUGGAACCUGUGAAUGAGGAAAUGACACACACUGACAGCAGAGGGCCUCCUGGUGACAAACAAGACAUACGCAAAGAGAAAAAUCCAUCUGCUCAACAUGUUACUGAGGGAGAACACAUUUCACAUUUAGGAGAUGUGACUGCUCUGAAGGGAAAUUCACAGCUUGACACGCAGAGCAAACAGAGAGGAGAUGUCCUGGUUGAUGGUGCUUUAGACGGACCAGAUGGGAAACAAGACCAGACUGAGGAGAAAGAAGAGACCAGCUCCAAAGAACAGGAGUCUGCUCCGUCACACCUUCACACCAAGACGUCAGAAAAUGAAACUUCAGAGGAGGCCAGCGCUGAAUGGGAGAAAGAUUACCUCUGGUACCUGUGGAACACACUGUCCAUCAUUUCAGUGAUCCGCUUUGUCAGGAAAUGCAUGGGGAGAAAUCCUGAUGUGAAACCAGAAGAAAACAGGGGUUCCCCUGUGGCCUGCACGGAUGCUGAAGUGCCACUUUUAGACGGAAACACUCUGCAGAGAUUUCAUUCUAAAUAUGUGAAAAUCUCUGCAGAUAAUAAGUGGAAGGAGGUGUUCUUGGAGGGGUUUGUAGAUGAUCUAAUAACGGCCAUGAGGAAAGUGUGUCAUAAAAGUGGAAGUAUGGUGAUUGAGGACUUUCAGAUGUUGAAUGCAUGUAAUGUCAUCGUCCCCAUCAUUCCACCGGAUCCAUGCAGUUUUCAGUGUCUCCUCUGGAACAAUCAGGCAAGUGACCAGCUUCCAGACAUGCAGGUUUGUGGUCAGAUAAAGCUGGUGGAAAGAAAGGAAAGCCAAGGUGGCUGCUCCUGUCAGUCACCUGAUGCAGAUGAUAUGGUCUGUCUGCUGCAUUGUGAGACAGAGAGAGUAAAGGGGAAGAUUACUGAUGUGUAUGGUGGUCUCCUUUGUGUGAAGAACUCACAGUUCCUUUCAAAAUCACAGGUAACUAGGUGGUUUCAGAGCACCAUCAAAGAGGCGUGGGCACAGAUUUCACACAAGUAUGAGUUUGAGCUGUCCAUACGCUACCUUGAUGCUCCUGGUGCUCUGGUGGUUCGAUUCAGAUCAGGGAAGAAAAUCAGCUUCAGUGUGAACCCUGUGGUUAGAUUUAACAAUGGUGCCCAUUUCACCAUCACACCCUGCUCUCCAACAAACCUGGACACUUUGUGGACACUCUCCCUGACAAACUAUGAAAAUCACUUCUUAAAAAACAUUUCUAAACACCUGCCUCAAAACUCAUGUCACAGUGUAACUCUUGAAAUUGCAAUUUUCCUUCACAGGAGACAAACAGCAUUGUUAGGGAGCAGUGUGCUCAUGGACUUUCAUUUUAAAACUGCUCUAAUGCAUCUGCUUCUGACCUCUGAGGCAUCACAGUGGAAAGCAGAACAUGUGGCUGUUAGGUUGCAAGACUUACUGGCCUUCAUGGGGAGAAGCCUUGAGAAAAAGCAGUUGCACCAUGUUCUUGUAGGAAACCCUUUAGCUCAGAGGGUUAUUGUUGAACUUCCUGAUGAAUUCACUCAAGCACAGACUGUGAAUCUCUUCCAUCCCCUUGUGGUUCACAGCUGCAUCUACAGAAAUGCAGUGAUGCACUUCCAGGAAAUGCUUAAAAAUGCACACAUGCUAAUACAAGAGUAUGUUGAUCAGUGCAAUGAUAACUGCUCAGUAUGAAUAUAGAGUACAAUUUAAAGUGUCCUCAUUUUAAGAGGAUCAGAUGAGUUUGUCAGUAAUGGUACUGUGUAAAAGAAAAUCCAGGCACAAGAUAUAAAGUUAAUCAUUUAUUUAAAAUGCUGGACACAUUUAAUAAUCAUGCUCCCAGUAGUUCACGAAGUCCCUGUGCUCUUCCAUGCCAGGGUCUUCAAAGUUGAUGGAGUCAGCUUCUGCUAUUUUCAUCAGAGGUCGAAAGUCCAUGUCUUCAUCCUUAUUGCGCAAGUCGACCUUCCACGAGUGACUGGAAAUCAAAUUCCUUGAAGCUGUUGAGAAAUUUAAAUUGCAUUUUAAAAGCAGAUGUCUGAGUGCUUCUAUUCACUUAAACCUUAUCAAGCUCAUUUUAAGUCUAUAAAAGUCACAUUAGGUGUGAAAGACUGUUUCCUGGAGGUGUUAAACUUACCUUUAAGGUAUGCCGAGGAGCAGCUGGAGUCACAGCAGGUGCAAACAGAAUCACCACCAUAGAGCUCCUUCCACCUAAAACCAUUAACAAGUUAAAUCAGGAGUGUCAUGAUAGCUAGACAGCUUAACACAUCAAUGUGCCCAGCAUCUUACUUGUCCUUGCAAAGAGGUUGUGUCAGCUGCUACAAGUCAAGUGUUGAAUUUUAUCCUUCAAGAGCAAAACAUGUUUAACCUGAGCCAACUCACUUUUUAGUAGUUGCAUCAUAAUUGCAGGCCUUUGAACUUGCAGUUGGUGUAAGUUUCCCCACAGAGAUCUCACAGUGCAUGUAGAGUUGCUGCAAGACAUGGUUCAGUGUUAACAGGAAUUUGUAUUCAACGGAAUAAGGCUCUGUGCCGUUUGAUUUUUACAAUACCUGUGAUGAUGAGGAGGAGGAAAUCGAGUCCUUGAAAAUCAAAGCUCCUAUACUGAAUUUCUGGACCAUCUUUGAGUCACCGGUGAGAAACUUGGACUGGUCAGUCAGCUUGCCAUCAAUCAUACAGCUGCAAUCACAGAAAAAUGCAUGUGUACUUCUCAUAACAGAGACAUAACCAACUCAGUCAGAAUAAUAUCUUACCCAUGGUUGUCAAUGACCGUGUAUUUAGGGUUUGAGUUGGGGUCUUUGGCGGCCGUCAUGAAGCACUUCUUGACAUAUAUUCUUUGAUCUGCAGAUUUAGCUGUGCCACCAGGUCGCUUGGCCUCGAAGAACAUUGGCUGGCCCAGGGUGUAAGUUUUAGCACCAGUGAUUUCAUUCCCUGAUGCUGUGAGGAAGAGGGGAUGUCGAUCACUAAACAAUGAUACAAAUUCAACCCCUUGCACAUUUAAGAUAAAACAUGGCAAAUGUUAUUCCUGCCAGAGUUCUCAAACACGCAUUGCCAAAUAACUGAGCUUGUACACUGUCAUGUAUGCCUGCAAAUUGUGUAUUUAAGUACAACUUAAAUCAUCAAUAGAUAACUAUGGUUUUGUAAACAUUGAAAUAAAGAUUUUGCUUAAGA
Messenger RNA from Notolabrus celidotus (New Zealand spotty), 3341 nucleotides. Its product is annotated as inositol 1,4,5-trisphosphate receptor-interacting protein. Lineage: Eukaryota; Metazoa; Chordata; Actinopteri; Labriformes; Labridae. The transcript has 2 exons. Bases 36 to 1871 code for a protein of 611 amino acids. Gene Ontology annotation, cellular component: membrane. The record is from RefSeq and is a predicted model, not a curated record.